Molecule: messenger RNA, 2927 nt
Organism: Seminavis robusta
Lineage: Eukaryota; Bacillariophyta; Bacillariophyceae; Naviculales; Naviculaceae
Source: the annotation of a GenBank genome assembly
ACCAAAGUCGAUCUUCGGAUCUCGGCUCUCUGGCUUUCUCAAAAUUCGAAACAGCAAGGAAACGCAACGCAAACAGCAAAACAAAAAGCAAAACAAAGACUCUCACUCACAUAAUAUCAAACGCCAGCCAAAAACGACCCAGCAAAGAAAUUCAUUGAAUACAAACACUUCCAAGUAGAAAUCGUCAGCCCGUCUCUGCUUCGCGAGCGACACAGUGCAAAAUGAUCUUCAACCCAAAAGCUAUCACGUACCUCUCGGCCAUCCUCCUUGUGGGGCAGGUCUCCUCCACACCCGCGGCAACUCGGCGGUUGGGAGAAUCGCUCUGCAGCUACAAGGUCGAGCUUAAAUCCGGUUCCUCGGAAGCCUCCCCUCUCAAGAUCACGUUGCAGAUGGAAGAUGGUGACGAGCAUCCCAACUCAAUGGUUAUUGGGACAGACUUUGGAAGCCACUACUUGGACUUUAACGAUGUCAAGUGUGGAAAUGUAAAGGGUUUGGGAAUCGUCCAGGAAAGUGAUACCUUGACUGAAAUCGUAGCAAUCAAAGUACACAAGGACGGAAGCUAUGUGUAUGGCGACUAUUGCUUCUCUAAGGCUAAAUGCGGUCAGUUGAGAUUGACAAACUUAGACGCAUGCGGCUCGGCUUCCGCAGGUGGUGUGAAGCUGGGCAAAGGAGAUAUGUUGCAGUCCUUCCGAGAUGGUUCGGAGGAGUGCUCUGGGGGACCGUGCGAUGAACAAGAACGAGCCAAGAUCACUUCUGAGAACAAGUGUUUUGAUUUCCUUCCCACUUCCAACUUGGCCCCAGAUAAUGUCACUAGUUCCGACGAUGAAUGCCAAUCCGCGCCCAUUGCUUGUGUGAGUGAUGAUCCCAAUGAAACAGCCUCGUGCGAUCCAGCGACUGGGUGCGUCUUCACAUGUGAAACUACGGAUUUGUGCACCAAGAAAUUCUAUAACGACGAGGGAAAAUGUAUGUCUGAACCCGUCGUGUGCGAUGAUUCCGAUCCCCGUACGCUGGACACCUGCGAUCCAGAGAAGGGUUGCGUCCAUUCCUGUGUAUCUCCGGACGAUCUCUGCAAGGUGCCUCACUUGGAUGACGACAUGAAGUGCCAGUUCAAAGAGCGAGUUUGCGAUGAUGGAAACCCCGAAACAAUGGAUAGCUGUGACCCUGAUAUCGGUUGCGUGCACAAAUGUGGGGAUGACAACAACGCCUGCACCAUCGAGUCAUUCGACGAUAAUGGAAAGUGUGUAUCUACUCCAAUCGUUUGUGAUGAUCAGGAUCCCUUCACGCUCGAUGUCUGUGACCCGGCAAGCGGAUGUAUGUUCCUUCCUUUGAACGAGGACCUGGAGGACGAGCUCGACAACCUUGCUCUCGACAAGGAGAUCUUUGUAUACGAGGAUAAACCUACACUCUCUGAAGAGGACGAGAGAGCGAUCCUUCUCUGGCUCAAGACCGAAAUGAAUCAGAAAAACACCCCAUUCUGCUGGAAACGCUCGUAUGGUCGCGGCGUGGGCAAAGUACUCACCGAGUGUCCAGAGGGAAAAGAGCGCGUGGGGGCACUGUGCUAUUCUAAGUGUCCUGCAGGGUACAGCCGCCAAGGAACCCUGGACUGUCAACAGAACUGCAGCGAGGGAUGGAGAGAUGACGGUCUCUUCUGCAGAUUGGCAGAAUACGGUAGAGGUGCUGGAUUUGCUUGGACGUUCAGUGAUGGCUUCAGCGACCAGGGAAUGUACAGGCGCUGUGAGAGAAAACAUGGCAAGGGCAAGUGUGAGAAGUGGGGAGCAGUCGUCUACCCCAAGUGUAAAGAGGGAUAUGAGCCAAGGGGAUGCUGCAUCUGCGGACCAAAGAGCUUUGAUUGCAAGAAGGAGGGAUACGCCGGUGAAUUUGGAGGUUCCUGCGCAGCGAAGAUCAAGCUCGGUGACCCAACUCCUAUGAAAUGCAAACCCGGCAUGGAUGAGGAUGCUGGUCUUUGCUACAAGCAAUGCAAGAAAAAGUUCAACGCAGUCGGACCUGUCUGCUGGCAAAAGUGUGACAAAGACCAAGUUGAUUGUGGCUUUGGAUGCGCAAACUCUGCCGGCACGUGUGUCAAUGAAAUCACCGACAUGGUGUUGGCUCCACUCAUCGCUACCGCCAACGUCGCCAUCAAUUUAGCAAAGAUGGGUCUGCUACCAUCAGGCACUGGCGAGGUGAUUUCACAGGGGGUUCAAUUUGGGAUGCAGCUGGGAAGCAAAUUCUACUCUUUGCUGGACGGCACAGACUCAGGAGUCGGAAUGGCCCUCCUUCAGGUUGCAGACAAGAUUCAAAAUGUGGACUCUGACGCUAUUGGUAGCAUUGGACAGGGUCUGGACACGUCUGCUGCAUGGACAACUUUUGUUGGCGCAUUGCAGACUGGAGCAGAUGAAGUUUUGUCACGCAUCGUCAAACCUCAUUCCAAUGCAACGAUGGAUAUGUAUGCUAGCAUCAGGAGGUAUGAAGCCGAAUUUGCGGGUUCAUUUGGGGAACUGACCUCCCCUGAGAUUGAAGCCGAAAUUGAUUCGAAGCUCAGUGAGGUUGACGCCUACCGUAUCAAGCAACUCUGGGCUGACGUUCAAUUCGAGGAGAUCGCUGAGAGGGAGAAGUGGAACACAACACUCAACGAUGUGCUGUACUGGACCGACAUCAUUGAUAAUCACGUCAGUGGGAUUCUUGGAUUUGAGGUCAAAGAAAUCGUCAGCGCCUAUGCGAAGCCAAUCUGCCACGAAAUCCAUCCAUUCCCUGAGCUCGAAGGAAGGGCCGAGGAAAAGAACUAAUUGAAGCCAAAUGGCUCUCUUCCUUACAGUACACGGUGCAUGCAGGAUUGCCGAACGAAAGGCAGAACAGGCUGAACAGACUGAAGAAACGAUGUCGAACCUAAGAAAACUAGAAGUAUGAAUAAACUAUCGCGCCGCCAAUAC